AUGGCUGGUGGAAACGAAGUCAACCUAAACGAAUGCAAGAGAAUUGUCCCACUCAACACAUGGGUCCUCAUUUCCAAUUUCAAGCUCGCUUACAACAUUCUCCGUCGUCCAGACGGUUCAUUCAAUCGUGACCUCGCCGAGUUUCUCGAUCGGAAAGUUCCCGCCAACGCUUUCCCUGUCGAUGGUGUCUUCUCCUUCGACCAUGUCGACACAACAACAAACCUCCUCACCAGAAUCUACCAACCUGCUUCUUCUAUUGAUCAGACACGUUACGGUACUGUCGAGCUAAACGAACCCUUAAGCGAUACAGAGAUUGUCCCUGUUCUGAUUUUCUUCCAUGGUGGUAGUUUCACUCAUUCAUCAGCUAAUAGCGCGAUUUACGACACUUUUUGUCGGCGGUUAGUGUCUAUUUGCGGUGUUGUUGUUGUGUCCGUUGAUUACCGGAGAUCGCCGGAGCAUCGGUACCCUUGUGCUUAUGAUGAUGGUUGGAAUGCUCUCAAAUGGGUCAAAUCAAGAAUUUGGCUUCAGAGUGGUAAAGACUCGAAUGUUUAUGUUUAUUUAGCUGGAGAUAGCUCAGGAGGUAACAUAGCUCAUAAUGUUGCUGUGAGAGCAACUAAGGAAGGAGUUAAAGUGUUGGGGAACAUUUUGCUUCAUCCAAUGUUUGGUGGACAAGAGAGGACUGAAUCAGAGAAGUGUCUUGAUGGUAAAUACUUUGUGACUAUACAAGAUCGUGAUUGGUAUUGGAGAGCUUAUUUACCUGAAGGUGAAGAUAGAGAUCAUCCAGCUUGUAAUCCGUUUGGACCUAGAGGGGAAAGUCUUAAAGGAGUGAAAUUUCCAAAGAGUCUUGUUGUUGUGGCUGGUUUAGAUCUUGUUCAAGAUUGGCAAUUGGCUUAUGUUGAUGGGCUUAAGAAGACUGGUCAUGAAGUUAAUCUUUUGUAUUUGAAGCAAGCUACAAUUGGGUUUUACUUCUUGCCUAACAAUGAUCACUUUCAUUGUCUUAUGGAAGAGUUGAAGAAGUUUGUGCAUUCGAUAGAUGAUAGUCAAAGGAACUCAAGUCCUCUUCUACUAACUCCAUAG
Molecule: messenger RNA, 1077 nt
Organism: Arabis nemorensis
Lineage: Eukaryota; Viridiplantae; Streptophyta; Magnoliopsida; Brassicales; Brassicaceae
Source: the annotation of a GenBank genome assembly